AUGGUGCCUAAACCGAUAUCAUUUCGUUCGGUGUGGAACAAGAUGAUGGCCAAAAAUGAUGAAGAGCCAUUGUCUAGUCCAGCCAAACCCACACCGACACGUAAUACACUGUCUUCUGACCCUCCAAAUGUAUUUCUAGCAAGUCCUUCUGCAACUAACAAAUCAAAGUUGAUACUACAUCGCCCAUCGCUGGUUUCUAGAGGAUCAACGCUAUCAGGUUGGUGUAUUACACAUUUGCCUAUAACUCGCGAUAUACUCAAAAACAACGAACUUUUAGUAUCACCCGAUAAAAGUAAAAGUUCAAUUAUAGAGAAGGUUGAAAGCUCCUGUUUUGGAGGAGUCAAAGGGGGAAGAAGCAUCACACUCUCCAGAUUCACAGAAAGAGAUGAAGUAUCUGGAAUAAGCAUAAAAUCGUUCCAUGAUAGAAUAAAAUCGCAUGAAGUCUUUGAGUUUAACGAAAAUGUCAACUCUAAAACUUGCUUUACAACUGGGUUAUCUGAGUCCUUUGGAACCAAACCCUUGGAAUCUACAAAGACCAAUGUAACACUAGAAGAUACGACGGAUACUGAAACAACUAUAAGUAAACCUGUUGUUGAUGAGAAUCCGGUAUUAAAGAUCUUGGUGGCUACGGAUACCCAUUUAGGAUAUAAAGAGGAGGAUAUGUACCGCCAAAAUGAUUCUAUUAAUGUAUUCGAAGAGAUUCUAUAUUUGGCAAAAAAUCUAAAUGCGGAUUUAGUUCUGCACUCAGGGGAUCUUUUUGACAAAAAUCUGCCUAGUAGAAGUACAAUGUAUAAAACAAUGGACCUUCUUAGCUCAUAUCUCAUACGUACCCCUAAUGAUGACAAAGGGUUAGAAAUAGAUACUUCUGCAAUUGUUCCAAGCACUUUGUCUACAUCCAGUAUUUUAGAUGGGUUUAAGGUCUCAGAUGAAAAAACAAAUCACAUUCCAUUCUUUGUUAUCCAUGGAAACCAUGAUAACCCUACCGAACAAAAUUCGCUAUCUCCUAUUGACCUUUUGGAUGUUGCUGGACUGGUGACAUAUUUCGGGAGGGUACAUGAUUUUAACGAUAUUGAGCUAAAGCCAAUAUUGAUUAAAAAGAAUAACAUUAAAAUUGCAUUGUAUGGAAUAGGUUGGAUUAAGGACGAAAAAUUAGUCAUGUUAUUUAAAAAUGAAAAGGUGAAAUUUAUCUUACCUGAGGAACCAGAUGAUUGGUAUAAAAUAUUGCUUAUCCACCAAAACCGUCAUCCUAGGCGUGGAAAUAACCAUAAUGAUUAUAUUAGUCCAUCUUUUCUACCAGAUUGGUUGGAUCUUGUAAUUUGGGGGCAUGAACACGAUUGCUUUAAACUACCUCAAUCAUUUGGUGGUACUACACAAAUUCUCCAAUUGGGAUCAACUAUACAAACGUCUCUGGUGCCCGCAGAGGUACCACAAAAACAUUGUUGUUUUAUUGAAAUUACCCUUGAUGAUGUGAAGUUUUAUCCUAUAACACUACAAUGUGUCAGGAAACUUAUAUAUAGGGAAAUGUCUACAGCUUGUCUAGAACUAAAAGAAAACACUUCGGAAGAACUAUCGAACAAACUUCAUCAGUCUAUAACGAAAAUUUUGGCUGAAGUACAAAACGAUAAAAAAACUGUACUCUGUUCCACAGCACUGCAUAACGUUGUUGGUACGAAAAAUGAGGUAUUCAAACUCAGGAGUGCUAUCAAAAAUGCAAAAGACGUCCCACUAAUGAGGAUCAAAGUUCAUAGUGAUGUAUCACAAACCAUAAAUCCCAGGAUUUUCGGAAAUGCAUACAUAGGGUCCGUCGCAAAUCCGAAUGAUAUUCUAAGAUUUUGGAGUAGCAAUAAGAAGGAAAUUUUGGACCCAUCCGCUUCUAUUACACAUAGUAAAACUGUCAAAGAUAUUGUUCUAGCAUCAAUUCAAGACAACUGCCAAUUAUCCUUACUUUUAGAAUCCGAACUCAACGAAGCAGUUAACAAAUAUGCAUUAGGAAUGGAAACACAAGUGAUCAAUGAGUAUAUAAGAAGCAGAGUAGCUUAUAUGCAAAACUACCUGAAAGAGAAGAUGCGUGAAGCUGUAAAUGAACAAUUGAGUGAUGAUUUAUACCAAGAAAUUAUAGAACGAACAGUAGCUGUGGGUUUUAAACAUAGUAAUUAUAGCGAUAUACAGGCCAAAAUGCAAGAGGAACGCACCUCAGCUGGGUUAUCUAAACCUAGCAACAAAUUUUUGUAUGACGAUAUUAAGGAUGUACAAAACGGAACACCAGAAGAAAAGGUGCGAGAUAUCCAGGACAAAGCCCUCACUAAAGAUAUGGAAUCAAAGACUAUGAACACUCCUGAUAUAAGGACCUCAUUGUUCCCAAAUUUCACACCAGGCAGAGCAGAUACUGGAACACCGAAUGCUAAUCCAGCGAAAAAAAAGAGAGGAAGACCACCAAAAAGUGUACAAACUACGGUAAAAGUUCCAUCAAGUGACACAAGGGUAGCUAAUAAGCUCCAGAGAACUAGUCUUUCACAACAUAAUGGUGUUGUGGCAAUCGCAGGCACAAAGGGUUAUCAAAACACAAUAAUUGACCUUUUCUCAAGGAGAACAGACACAAAUAAAUUCAAUAUGUAA
This is a messenger RNA of Theileria equi strain WA, 2616 nucleotides long. Its product is annotated as DNA repair mre11 domain-containing protein. The coding region runs from base 1 to 2616 and encodes 871 amino acids. Gene Ontology annotation, cellular component: nucleus; Mre11 complex. The record is from RefSeq and is a predicted model, not a curated record. The transcript has 9 exons. Gene Ontology annotation, biological process: mitochondrial double-strand break repair via homologous recombination; telomere maintenance; double-strand break repair via nonhomologous end joining. NCBI's taxonomy places the organism in Eukaryota, Apicomplexa, Aconoidasida, Piroplasmida, Theileriidae. Gene Ontology annotation, molecular function: endonuclease activity; manganese ion binding.